This is a messenger RNA of Opisthorchis viverrini, 1494 nucleotides long. RefSeq lists its product as hypothetical. Lineage: Eukaryota; Metazoa; Platyhelminthes; Trematoda; Opisthorchiida; Opisthorchiidae. Gene Ontology annotation, molecular function: mannose-1-phosphate guanylyltransferase (GTP) activity; GTP binding. Gene Ontology annotation, biological process: cell wall mannoprotein biosynthetic process; GDP-mannose biosynthetic process. Gene Ontology annotation, cellular component: cytoplasm. The record is from RefSeq and is a predicted model, not a curated record. The transcript has 10 exons. Bases 1 to 1164 code for a protein of 387 amino acids.
AUGUGGGUGACUGCCGUCCCCUUGGAUGUGGAUCCUGGGAUGAUGCAAGUGAAUAAUAAUUUCUGGCAAAUGAAGGCCCUAAUUUUGGUGGGUGGCUAUGGAACACGGCUUAGACCUCUCACGCUGACGCACCCAAAACCAAUCGUAGAAUUUUGUAACAAGCCUAUGUUGCUUCAUCAGAUAGAAGCUCUGAUUGAGGUAGGUGUAAAUGAAGUUAUCCUCGCCGUGAGCAAGUGCGCUGACCGAAGUGAUUCUCUCGAGAGUGAGCUUUUGAGGCACCAAAAACGUUUAGGCACUCGUAUCACAUUCUCCUAUGAAACAGAAGCAAUGGGAACAGCUGGCCCCAUAGCGCUAGCCAAACAAUGGCUGAUUGAGGGUGAUUCCCCGUUUUUCGUGCUCAACAGCGAUGUCGUGUGCGAAUUCCCUUUUGAGACUCUAAUCAAGUUCCAUCAGUCGCAUGGCAAAGAAGGCUCGAUCAUGGUCACACAAGUUGAGGAGCCAUCUAAGUAUGGCGUUGUCGUGUACGAUCAGUUCACUGGACGUGUAGAUAGGUUUGUUGAAAAACCAAUAGACUAUGUGGGGAACAAAAUCAAUGCCGGAAUCUACUUGCUGAACACCAGUGUGAUCGAUAAAAUCCCCCUUCGACCCACGUCUCUUGAGAAAGAGAUCUUUCCGAAAAUGGCCAAGGCUCAACAGCUGUAUUGUCUGACUUUGUCUGGGUUUUGGAUGGACAUUGGACAACCGCAUGACUUCCUGCUUGGAACGAAUUUAUUCCUGAAGUAUCUUGGUAAACAGAAGGGUGAAUCCGUACUAGCUAACGGCCCGAAUAUUCAUGGUCAUGUGCUCAUUCAUCCGAAGGCCACGAUCUCCCCGUCUUGCGUUUUAGGUCCGAAUGUUGUCGUCGGCCCAGACUGCAUGAUUGAAGAUGGAGUACGCGUACAGAACUCCACGCUUCUACAAGGCAGCAUCAUUCGUGCACAUUCGUGGGUUUCCAAUUGUAUAGUUGGGUGGCGAUGCACUAUUGGCCAAUGGGUUCGAAUGGAAAAUGUAUCUGUCCUCGGUGAGGAUGUAAUGGUCUCUGACGAGCUGUUUGUUAACGGCGCUCGGGUGCUCCCGCAUAAGAGUAUCCUUCAGUCGGUUGUAGAACCGCAAAUUAUUAUGUGAGCAGUCUGGUGCCACAGUCUAACAAGGUACACAAUCUGUUCCAAGGUAAUGUCUUCGCGAUUAUUCUCCACUCUCCUGUGAUUGCCAGUCAAAUGGGUAAAUCAUCUUGCAAUUUUUCUAUUCGGCGCUCUAGCGCUAGGCCCAUGUUGGUUUUGUUCCUUUUUAUUAUUUGGCAAUGGCUUAAUUAGCCUAAUUACCGCUAAUUUUGACCGUGUCGUCUACCUGUUUUGUACUGCUAUCGGAUUUUUUCAAUUCCUCUCUGUGUGGUUUCAUGCGAAUCGGUUGUUCCAUUGUGCCUUUUUGAAAAUACAAGUUGUGUUAAAACGCCAU